GGGUGGCAGGCACAUCAGGGCUCGUGGUGGUGGAGUGGUGGCAUCCUGCACAGAGCGCGCGAGGAGAGAGGAGAGUUGAGAGGAGUGCACCUGUAAAUGUGCACCUGUCAUCUUUCUCACCUGUGUGCAGCAGCAGGUAUCUUUUUUCUGGAGGAGAGUAUAUAGGGGUGUUGUUAUCCACAGCAGCACUUUGUGUGGAUGAAGACUCCUCUUUGGUUUCUUCAUGGCAAGAAGACUGAAUAAUGGUCGCCUAGCAUGGCUCCUGCACCGACCACCCAGGGACCGGUAUGGCUUUUAGCCGCAUCCGAGCACUGGACCCCCCGUCGAGAGGCUCCUUCUGCAGGAGGAGAGCAGCGGUCAUGCUGUGCUCCUUCCUCACCUCACUCUUCCUCCUGCAGCUCCUCACAGACCGCUGCAGCACCACCACCACCUCCAGCAGCACCUCCAGCACCUCCAGCACCUCCAGCAGACUCCUGCAGGACUUGAGGUCUCUGAGGAGCAGAAGACUUGUGCACGAGGAGUGGAAGCUGCAGGAGUCUUUCAUCCUGCCGCCUCCGGAUUUAGUGUCACCAAGGUUCGCAGGUAAACUCAGUCCUCUCGGAGAAGGAAGCAAGAAGCUGCCGCAGGCUCUCAUCAUCGGGGUGAAGAAAGGAGGCACCCGGGCUCUGCUGGAGUUCCUCCGGGUUCAUCCGGACAUCAGAGCCGUGGGAGCAGAGCCGCACUUCUUCGACCGCAACUAUGACAACGGACUGGAGUGGUACAGGGAGCUGAUGCCCAAGACCCUGGAGGGCCAGAUCACCAUGGAGAAAACCCCCAGCUACUUUGUGACCAGAGAGGCUCCAGCCAGGAUAUCCGCCAUGUCCCGUGACACCAAGCUGAUCGUGGUGGUGAGGGACCCCGUCACCAGGGCCAUCUCGGACUACACGCAGACGCUGUCCAAGAAGCCCGACAUUCCCUCGUUCGAGAGCCUCACCUUCAAAAACAGGACUACGGGGCUCAUCGACACCUCGUGGAGCGCCAUCCAGAUCGGCAUCUACGCCAAGCACCUGGACAACUGGCUGCAGUACUUCCCCAUGGAGCAGAUCCUGUUCGUGAGCGGCGAGCGGCUGAUCAGCGACCCAGCCGGAGAGCUGGGCCGCGUGCAGGACUUCCUGGGGCUCAAGAGGAUCAUCACAGACAAACACUUUUACUUCAACCAGACCAAGGGUUUCCCGUGCCUCAAGAAGGCCGAGGGCAGCAGCAAGCCCCACUGCCUGGGCAAAACCAAAGGGAGGACCCAUCCCAACAUUGACCCUGAGGUGGUGCAGAGGCUACGGGACUUCUACCGGCCCUUCAACAUGAAGUUCUACCAGAUGACUGGGCGCUUUUUUGGCUGGGAUGACUGAAUGUGUUUUUCUCUGAGGACCGUCAGAAAUACUGUAACGGAGUAUUAGGAGCACGAGGGGGGGGAAAUUAGAGGAUAAAGUCCUAAUAUAUUUCAAGAAAAGUCAUAAUGUUACAAUGAGAAAUCUAACAUUACAAAAAAGUUAUAACUUUAAAAGAAUGAAGUCGUAAAAUGUAUGAAAAAUAAGUAGAAUAUUUUGUGAAUAACCCAACACUCACACUUUUGCAGAGCCAGGCAAUGCUAACACAUGCAAAUCUAAUCUAAUAUAUCUAAUUAUGACAUUUUGGUUAUUAUAUACUCAAACAUAAACUUUUCACAAAAAAAUUCUAACUGUAUUCUCUUUAAUUGUAAUAAAUUUACAACUUAAUUCUUGUAAUAUCAUGACUUUUUUGUAACCCUGAGACUUUAUUCUGGGCAAUUAUAAUU
Sebastes umbrosus (honeycomb rockfish) is the source of this 1810-nucleotide messenger RNA. Its product is annotated as heparan sulfate glucosamine 3-O-sulfotransferase 3A1-like. The coding region runs from base 288 to 1385 and encodes 365 amino acids. The record is from RefSeq and is a predicted model, not a curated record. The transcript has 2 exons. NCBI's taxonomy places the organism in Eukaryota, Metazoa, Chordata, Actinopteri, Perciformes, Sebastidae. Gene Ontology annotation, molecular function: [heparan sulfate]-glucosamine 3-sulfotransferase activity.